UUUGGGUUGUGAGAAAAUUCAGCACUACAGGAACAGCAGCUCAACAGUGAAUAAUAGGCACUAUUUUCACAAGUUCUGAAACUAUCAGCUGGUUUUUUUUUUUUGGUUUGUGUUUUUUUUUUUUUUUUUUUUGAAUUUUGUGUGCGCAAGUCCUUGGUGAAGGUUGCAUAUAUACAUGUUUUCAUGAAGAGAAGUGAGAAGCCAGAAGGUUAUAGACAAAUGAGGCCUAAGACUUUUCCUGCCAGUAACUACACUGGCAGUAGCCAGCAGAUGUUACAGGAAAUACGAGAGAGCCUCAGGAAUUUACCUAAACCCUCUGAUGCUGCUAAAGCUGAUCACAGCAUGGGCAAAAUGUCAUCUGAAGAUCCUAGACAAGGCCGAAAUCCCCCCAAAUUUGUAACAUACCAUAAAGUUUUGCAGGAGAUACGAAACUCACUUCUGCCUUUUGCAAAUGAAACCAGCUCUGCAGUCAAAGGAACAUUAGAAGUUAAUCGACAAAUGCUGCAAGAUUUACAAGCUGCUGGCUUUGAUGAGGAUAUGGUUGUACAAGCUCUUAGGCAAACUAACAACCGUAGUAUAGAAGCAGCAAUUGAAUUUAUUAGUAAAAUGAGCUACCAGGAUCCUCGUCGGGAACAGAUGGUUGCAGCAGCAGCAAGACCUGUUAACGCAGGUAUGAAACCACCAGGAGGGACUGUGCAGCAAUCAGUUCACCGCAGACAGAGCUGGAAAGGUUCUAAGGAGUCCUUGGUUCCUCAGAGACAUGGCCCUUCACUGGGAGAUGGCGUAGUUUAUCGUUCAGAAAGUCCCAGUUCUCAGCCUGAUGUAGGAAGACCAUUAUCUGGAUCUGGCAUAGCAGCAUUUGCUCAGGCUCAUCCUGGCAAUGGACAAAGAGUGAAUCCACCACCUCUACCACAGAUAAGGAGUGUCACUCCACCUCCUCCACCUCCUCGAGGACAGACACCCCCUCCAAGGGGAACAACUCCUCCACCUCCUUCCUGGGAACCAAGCUCUCAAACAAAGCGUUACUCUGGAAGCAUGGAGUAUAUGAUCUCUCGCAUUUCUCCCGUACCACCAGGAGCAUGGCAGGAUGGUUAUCCACCUCAGCCAAUGAAUCCUCCACCCAUAAAUUCUUCUGCACAGGCUCAGAGAGGCAUGAGUGCUGUCCCCAUUGGCAGGCAACCAAUAAUCAUGCAGAGUUCUGCCAACAGCAAAUUUAGCUUUCCCUCAGGAAGAGCUGGAAUGCAAAAUGGCAAUUGCCAGGCAGAAUUCAUAGUUCAUCAGAAUGUUGUGUCUGGGAACUCUGUAAGUCGCCAGCCACCCCCAUAUCCAAUGAAUCCAACUAAUAGGCAAAGUCCUACUGCACUACAGAUGCAGGCAGGAGGAUCUGCUCCUCCUUCAGCAUACACCAAUGGAAAUCUUCCUCAAACAGUAAUGGUGCCAAAUAGGAAUAGCCACAACAUGGAACUCUAUAAUACAAAUGUAGUUGGAAUACCUGCACCCUGGUCACAGCCUCCACCUGCACAACCACAGUCAUCACCUGGCAAUGGGCAUGAAAUCCCCACAUGGCAAUCCAGUGUUCCAGUAAGAUCAAAUUCUUUCAACAACCAUCACGGAAAUAGGCAGACUCACUCUAGCAGUUCUCAGCCUUCAGCUACAACAGUAACAGCUAUAACACCUGCUCCCAUUCAGCAACCAGUAAAAAGCAUGCGUGUGUUAAAGCCAGAGCUACAGACUGCCUUAGCGCCAACUCACCCUUCCUGGAUGCCACAACCAGUGCAAACAGUUCAGACCAUUCCAUUCUCUGAGAGUCCAUCUACAAACAUGGCAGUUAUGUCACCUGCUACAGAGGCUCCAAAUUACCAGGGUCCCCCACCACCUUACCCAAAACACUUGUUGCAUCAGAAUCCAUCUGUCAAUCCAUAUGAGACAGGGCCCAAGCUUAGCAAAGAGGAGCCACCUGUUUUAUCUAAGGAGGAAGAGAAUGAAAAGAGUUAUGAAUGUGUUGAUUCAACAGAUAAAGAAAAGAAGCAAAUAACAACAUCACCUGUUCCUGUUAGAAAAAACAAGAAAGAUGAAGAACGAAGAGAGUCUCGCAUUCAAAGCUAUUCCCCUCAGGCCUUUAAGUUUUUCAUGGAGCAGCAUGUGGAAAAUAUACUCAAGUCACAUCAGCAGCGUUUGCAUCGGAAAAAACAACUAGAGAAUGAAAUGAUGAGGGUUGGAUUGUCCCCAGAAGCCCGAGAUCAAAUGAGGAAAAUGUUGUGCCAGAAAGAGUCUAAUUACAUUCGUCUAAGAAGAGCUAAAAUGGACAAGUCGAUGUUUGUAAAAAUUAAAACUCUGGGAGUUGGGGCAUUUGGAGAAGUCUGCCUAGCAAGAAAAGUGGAUACUAAUGCUUUAUAUGCAACAAAAACUCUGAGAAAGAAAGAUGUAUUGCUUAGGAAUCAAGUUGCUCAUGUUAAAGCUGAGCGGGAUAUCCUUGCAGAAGCUGAUAAUGAAUGGGUGGUUCGUCUGUACUAUUCAUUCCAAGAUAAGGACAAUUUGUACUUUGUAAUGGACUACAUUCCAGGCGGUGAUAUGAUGAGUCUUUUAAUUAGAAUGGGUGUCUUUCCAGAAAAUCUGGCACGGUUUUACACAGCAGAACUGACCUGUGCAGUUGAAAGUGUUCAUAAAAUGGGCUUUAUUCACAGAGAUAUUAAACCUGAUAAUAUUUUGAUAGACCGUGAUGGUCACAUUAAAUUAACAGACUUCGGGCUCUGUACAGGUUUUCGAUGGACCCACGACUCAAAAUACUACCAGAGUGGUGAUCACGCACGUCAAGACAGUAUGGAUUUCAGCAAUGAAUGGGGUGACCCAGCAAACUGCAGAUGCGGAGAUCGGCUGAAACCACUCGAACGCAGGGCUGCACGUCAGCAUCAGCGCUGUCUGGCCCAUUCCCUUGUUGGCACACCUAAUUAUAUUGCACCAGAAGUAUUGUUACGAACAGGUUACACACAAUUGUGUGACUGGUGGAGUGUUGGAGUAAUUCUCUUUGAAAUGUUAGUGGGGCAGCCUCCUUUCCUGGCACAAACACCCCUGGAAACACAAAUGAAGGUUAUCAACUGGCAAACUGCUCUUCAUAUUCCACCUCAAGCUAAACUGACUCCAGAGGCCUCCGACCUUAUUAUUAAACUCUGCCGAGGGCCAGAAGAUCGUUUAGGCAAAAAUGGUGCAGAUGAAAUAAAAGCUCAUCCAUUUUUUAGAACAAUUGAUUUUUCAAGCGAUCUGCGGCGGCAGUCUGCUUUCUACAUUCCCAAAAUUGCUCAUCCUACAGACACAUCAAACUUUGAUCCAGUUGAUCCAGAUAAAUUGUGGAGUGAUGAUGAUAAGGAAGGGAACAUAAAUGAUACACUUAACGGAUGGUACAAAAAUGGAAAACAUCCUGAACAUGCUUUUUAUGAGUUCACAUUCCGCAGGUUUUUUGAUGACAAUGGCUACCCUUACAACAAUCCAAAGCCCAUUGAAUAUGAAUAUGGUAAUCCACAAAACUCAGAACAGCAGUCAGAUGACGAUGACGACAAUGAGGAUGACGAACAGGCAGGCAGAGGGGUUCAAAAUCGUGACUUGGUUUAUGUUUAGUAGAGAAUAAAAAAACAGAUGAGAAACUUAUUUGCAGCUGAAUGUUUUGAAAAGUCUCUUUUAAUAAGAGAAUUGACAGAAGAUUGCUAGGGUGAAUAUGUGCACCUUUUUUUACAAAAAAAAAAAAAAAAACACUAAGACAAUUAUGUCUUCCCCUCUCCCAUAUAUUUUGUUUCCCCAAAAUACAGGGAAAUCCUUCUCAAACAUUAAUUUAUUCCAACAUUAUUAAUUGUUUAAUUUAGAAGAAAGUUGAUGUUUGAUGAAAAAAAUUGACCUGAAUUUUAUUGUCAGGUCUCUGUACUCUAAGUACUCAAAAUAGGAAAUAGUGAUUUUUUUUUCCCCUAAAGAGAUGCCUGGUAUCUAUUUGUACAUAUACUAAAUAAUUCUAAAAAACAAAUCUUUGUUCCAGAAUUUUUUAAUGACAGUUCUUCCUUGCGUUGACCAAACAUAAAACCUACUUUACACUAAUAAAGCUAUGUGAUCUGUUUCUGAAAAAAAAGGCUGCUGUACCCUCCCUUUUCACAAUAUUUAGCCUAGUUAUUUAGAGUAUUGGAAAAACUGAGCCAUUUGUCUGAUUAAAUAUUUGUAGCCACUGCAGUAAUGGCAUAGUUCUCAGCUUUGGAACAAGAAAGCAUCAGUCUUGACUACACUAUGGUUGUAAAGUGAUAAAGCAUUAAAACUAGUGUUCUGUUGAAUGGGUGAAUUUGAAAUUAAUAACCCUGUAACACGUGUGGUACUCUUAAAGCACAAGGAGUAUUUGCUCAUAAAUGGCUUGUUCUUCUGUCAUCAGUUCUGUUAUGGGAGGAAAAGUGUAGGAAAUAUACUUUUUGAAAUCUUCAGUUUAAUUUUCUGAUUACACCAUACUGUAAACUCUGUAAAAUUGUACUGUAGUCAGAAUUUUUAGUUUGGAAAAUAAAUUUUAGAUUAUCUUUCUUUCUUUUACACUUGAGAUGGUAAUGGGAAAAGAUUAAAAAUUACGGUUUUUGAGCCUGUUGUUGAGGAGACCAGUUUCACUUACUUGGCUUCAGCAGUUUUCCCCAUUGUUGAGAGUGGAUAAAUACCAUGCACAGUCUCUGUGAGCUAUCAGUUUCUCUCAUUACACUUUGAGUGCUGCCUCCUUCACAGCCCAGUUCAAAACAAAACUAGGAACUGUCUCCUCUGUUCUGCAUUACUGCUUUUGUAGUUUUUCACAGGAGGUGAGCAGGCAUCCCUUGGUCUCAUGGUGGGAGGAUGGUGAGCCUCUUGAGGUUAUCGGGGGCAGACCUCUACACAACUUCCCUGUUGAAAAGACCGGGAGUGGAAUCCUGUGGAAGACAGGAUUGCAUUUUUCUCCCUGUCUCACUCUCUCUCUCCUGCAGCUAGCAAAGUGAUAAAGAAAGUGCACUAUUAGUUAAAUUUGUAUCUUUUUAGACAUUCUCUUUCUGGAAUUGAAUUCCAAUGGCUAAUCUUAAUAAUGUACCUGUAAGCAUUACUGAUUUUAAAAAUUAUUGUUUUGUGCUGCUGCGCUGGUGUUAUAACUAUACAUCAGGAAUUGCUAUUCAUAGCUGUUCUCAUAGCAAGCACCACUUACUAGCUUACUUUUCUCACCAAGCUGGUUUAGGAAAUUCACGUGCUCUUCCAACCAUUUAUUCCCCGUCUGUGUUUCAGUGUCUCUCUCUAUUGUGCCAGUGCAGCUGCCUGUGGUUCUGUGCUAAAUAAUAGACCAAUGAAAAAAAAUGGUUGGUGUUUAAUAUUUGGAGUUUUUUUUUCUUGUAGCCUGGCUCAUUUGAAUGAUCUGGUUUCAAAUGUAGUUGAAGAAAUAGUUUAUAUUGCAUAACUGAGGAGGAAGUGAACUGCAGUAAAGAGAGGAGGGAUGGUGGAAAUUUAGAGACUUAACACAGGAAAAAAAUAUUUGAGGUUGUUCACCCUUACACUUUGAAGUGCUUAUGAUGAAAAGACAAUUACUAAAAACUUUUUUUUAAUAGGUAGUUACUUUCUACGAUCGAAAUAGAUUGUAGCUUAAAAAAUGAUUCAUGUUUUCUCCGCUUGUCCUACAGUUGUCAAAACUGAAUAGCUUUUAAGAAUUAUUUUAUUUAGCUUAAAUAUUAUAAAAUGGCUGCAGUAUAUAGCUAUCCAUUUUAUACAUUAUGUAAAAAAGGUUGUUUUCAAUGUAAAUAAACUUUCAAAGAUUAUCCUCUUUCAUAGUAAGUAUCCCAGUAAAACUGGUCUACUUUUCCUGGAGUAAAGUGUAAUAUAUUACUGGUUAAAGGUAAUUUAAUCAAACUUGCCUUACUUGUGACAGUUUGUGAAGUUUGCAGAGAAAAUAAUGUCCAUUCUUCAUUAAAUUGUCUAUUGAAGCUACUUUUUUUUAUCCGAAUAUAUUUCUUCUUUUCCUGCAAUAUAUUCCUAACAGUAUAACUGAUGUCUUAGCCCGUAUGUGCUUAAAGGGUGGUGAUGGGGAAAUCCUCUGAAGGCACCACAGUUCUAUGUGAGCUAAAACAAUAGUUUUUAUUAAAAUAAAUAUUUGAGUCUUUUAAACAAGUGUGCAAAUACUGAAAAAAUACUGUUCUGUUCUGAAACAAGUACAGAAAUAAUUCACAUCCUUGGAAUUCAGUAGACAUUUCUGGCAUUUUCUGUUGCCUAGCGUUAGAAGUUCCAUUGUUCCUUGUUUGAAUUUUUCCGUCUAUAUGAUGCCGUUUUAUAUUUUGGGAGUUUGGGGGUUGGGUGUGCAAAAAUGCAGUGUGUUACAGUUCAAGUCCUUCUCUGAGUGGAAAAGUUCCAUAUAAAUAAAUGCUUCUCUAACA
Rhea pennata is the source of this 6395-nucleotide messenger RNA. RefSeq names its product large tumor suppressor kinase 1 (gene LATS1). The transcript is spliced from 7 exons. Bases 184 to 3612 code for a protein of 1142 amino acids. NCBI's taxonomy places the organism in Eukaryota, Metazoa, Chordata, Aves, Rheiformes, Rheidae. Gene Ontology annotation, molecular function: protein binding; ATP binding; protein serine/threonine kinase activity. Gene Ontology annotation, biological process: peptidyl-serine phosphorylation; positive regulation of apoptotic process; hippo signaling. Gene Ontology annotation, cellular component: spindle pole. The record is from RefSeq and is a predicted model, not a curated record.